Molecule: messenger RNA, 909 nt
Organism: Aspergillus ruber CBS 135680
Lineage: Eukaryota; Fungi; Ascomycota; Eurotiomycetes; Eurotiales; Aspergillaceae
Product: SMP-30/gluconolactonase/LRE family protein
Exons: 1
Coding region: 1-909 (302 amino acids)
Molecular function (GO): peroxidase activity
Source: RefSeq, a predicted model, not a curated record
AUGGAAAGAUUGGAAUAUCUUAACGUCAUUGCUGAGCUAUGGACAUCUCUUCCUGAGAAAUUUCGACGCCCAGGCACGUCAGAGCAUUCGCAAAAUCAGAAACGUGGAAGACCCGUCGACUCUUUUCUCGAAGGGCCUGUAUACGUGCCAACCAUCGCUCUGCUCUUCGUCACCGACAUUCCCUACGGACGCAUCUUCUCAGUUGACCCCAUUACGACCGAGUGGUCGUUGGUCGUUGAAUAUGAUGGUGAGCCGAACGGAAUGGUAUGGAAUCCAAUUUCCCGAACCAUCGUGAUCGCCGACUUUAAGCAAGGCAUCCUGUCUCUCGAUCCCGAAACUAAACAAUUUGAAACACUCGCCUCUCGCUACCAUGGCGAGCGAUUUAAAGGACCUAAUAAUUUGGUGGUCAGUGAUGACGGUACCAUCUUCUUUACCGAUCAGGGAAUGACCGGCCUCCAUGACCCAACCGGUAGAGUCUAUCGACUUCACCCCGAUGGCAAACUCGACCAUAUCCUCACGAACGGGCCUUCGCCCAACGGCCUUGUGCUCAGCCGUGACAGGUCGGUGCUCUUUAUAGCCAUGACUCGUGACAAUUCUGUCUGGCAUGUGCCUUUCUACGCCGAUGGAUCUGUGCAGCGAGUUGGGCGAUUUUCGAGUUACUUUGGUAUUGGCGGGCCAGCUGGAAUGGCUUUAGAUUUAGAGGGAAAUAUCUUCGUUGCGCAUUCGACUCUCGGAACAAUAUUCGUGCAUCGAGCAAAUGGUGAGCUAAUGGCGAAGAUUCAAAGCCCGCAAGGAACGGGAACAACCAACUUGACAUGGGCCGGAGAAGGGUCAAAUGUACUGUACAUAGUGGAGAGUGAGACGGGAUCGUUAUUGAGACUUGACUGGCAUUGUGCUGGAUGCUUGUAG